Messenger RNA from Anopheles marshallii, 822 nucleotides. RefSeq names its product collagenase-like. The record is from RefSeq and is a predicted model, not a curated record. The coding region runs from base 1 to 822 and encodes 273 amino acids. Gene Ontology annotation, molecular function: serine-type endopeptidase activity. Gene Ontology annotation, biological process: proteolysis. NCBI's taxonomy places the organism in Eukaryota, Metazoa, Arthropoda, Insecta, Diptera, Culicidae. The transcript has a single exon.
AUGCUGUUCUUUUCGACAGUUCUUGUUGUGUUCGGUAUUGUUUCAGUGUCUCCAAUAAAAAAUAUCGUGCAACAAUUACCGAUGAAAUUGAUAGAGAACCUUGGCCAGGAUGUACAACCCAUAGUAGAAGCCUCGAACAACCUUUCUACGGAUGGAUACCUUGCCUACCCUGGACAAUUCCCGUACCAUGCUCGGUUGUUUGUCAACCGUGAUGGAGUAGCUGGUAUUAUCUUGAUUGACGGUUCUCUCAUCACACCGAAUUACAUCCUUACGAGAGCAAAUACCAGAAACAGAAGCACUUAUGGGUAUGCAAUUUUGGGUAUCGAUGAUGGAAGCCGCCCAGAAACGCAGCAGCAAAUCAACUUCACCCAAGGUGGUAUGCAGAUACAUCCCAUCCACGACAUCGCUACAGUUCGUCUAGAUCAUCCAGUUACCUUCACGAAGUUUGUGCAGCCUAUUCGUUUGCCCAGACUAUUCGACUCUCGCACGUAUGAGAUGAUGGAAGGCACCAACGUUGGAGAACUGGUCGGACUAUUGAGAUAUGUUCGGAAUCAGGUUAUAUCGAACGAAGUCUGCAAUGAGCAACAUCCUCUUGCAUACAUUUCUUCAUACCAUAUUUGUACGAACGCAUAUGUAGGAGGGGCAUUCUGCAGCAGAUCACAUGGGUCUGGAUUGAUCAUUGAGGAUGAGACAAUUCCUAUACUAGUUGGAGUUACAACUUUAAUGUACAAGUGUUCUGUAAACUAUCCAGUAGCAUAUUUACGUGUUUCAGAGUUUCGCGACUGGAUCAGUAUGAACUCGGACUAUGUGUUUGAUGCUUAA